This is a messenger RNA of Helianthus annuus (common sunflower), 1494 nucleotides long. Its product is annotated as glycosyltransferase BC10. Gene Ontology annotation, cellular component: membrane. The coding region runs from base 101 to 1342 and encodes 413 amino acids. NCBI's taxonomy places the organism in Eukaryota, Viridiplantae, Streptophyta, Magnoliopsida, Asterales, Asteraceae. Gene Ontology annotation, molecular function: glycosyltransferase activity. The record is from RefSeq and is a predicted model, not a curated record. The transcript is spliced from 2 exons.
UUUUCUUUUCGGAAAACAACACGACCUUUCUUCUUCAGUUCUUCUACUGCAUAAAACCCCUUCAUUUCAUCACUCUCCAUCCAUAACAAAACCUGUAACAAUGAAGAACAACAACACUCAAAACCCAUCAAUCACAACACUUUUCAAACUCUUCAACGCCCCAUUACACAUAUCAAACCUUCUCUCUUUAAUGCUCUUCUUCUUUUUCGGUUUAUGUUUCGGAAUUAUUAUAACUUUUCACCUCAAAAACAUCUCAUUCAACCUCCAAUUCACCCAAUUCACACACUUCUCUCACUCCAACGCCACCCUUGCUGACGUCUCCUAUCUAGCAACACAAUCACCACCACCACCACCGGCGGAAUUAGAAUUAGAAUUGGAAGCAACAACACCGGUGCCGGAGAAAGUGGGGUUGAAGAAUUAUUUAACGGUGCCGGAACCGAUGCACGAUAUGACGGAUGAAGAGUUGUUGUGGAGAGCAUCGAUGGUGCCGAAGGUGAGAGAUUAUCCGUUUGAGAGAACGGAAAAGGUGGCGUUUAUGUUUCUGACGAGAGGUCCGGUGGUUUUGUCGCCGUUGUGGGAGAAGUUUUUCAAAGGAAAUGAUGGGCUUUUUAGUAUUUAUGUUCAUAGUUCUGAUUCGUCGGCGAAUGUGACGGUGCCGGAGGAUUCUGUUUUUUAUGGCCGGAGAAUUCCCAGCAAGGAUGUUGAAUGGGGAAAAGUCAACAUGAUUGAAGCUGAACGUCGAUUGCUAGCAAACGCGCUUCUUGAUUUCUCAAACCAACGCUUCGUUCUUCUCUCUGAAUCCUGCAUUCCGUUAUUUAAUUUCUCCACUGUUUACACGUACCUAAUUAACUCAAAACAUAACUUUGUGGAGUCCUAUGAUCUAGAGGGCCCCGUUGGUCGUGGUCGCUAUAGCCCAAAAAUGGCUCCCACUGUGGAUAUCGAGGAAUGGCGAAAAGGGUCACAAUGGUUUGAGAUGAACCGUGACCUAGCCAUUGAGGUGAUAUCUGACAAAAUGUAUUUUUCGGUUUUCCAUGACUUUUGCGACGGUCAGUGUUAUGCUGACGAGCAUUACUUGCCAACGUUUGUUACCAAGAUGUUCGGGGAAACAAAUUCUAACAGGACUUUGCAUUUUGUUGAUUGGGCGAAAGGUGGCCCUCACCCUACACGGUACACGAGAAAUGAUGUGACUGAAGAGUUUUUAGAGGAGUUAAGAAACGAUAAGAGUUGUGAGUAUAAUGGAAAGGAAAACCAAAUAUGCCACUUGUUUGCAAGGAAGUUCACAUUUCAUGCGUUGGAUAGAUUGUUAAGAAUUGCACCAAAACUUAUGCAAUUCAACCUAUAACAUUCUUUGAAAAUAUUAAUUUUUGAAUUUUUUCUUCAAAUUAUUUUAUUCUUUUACAUAUUGAAAAUCUACUUCAAAUGGGAAUGCUCCUUCCUAUUCUUUUAUUCUUGGAUUUAUUUGAUGUAUUGAGAUUAACUAUGUAUUGCUGAUCA